AUGGCUCUGGCAAUUAGUGCUGGCUGCAGUUUCUCAUUUUUGGAGGUUGUAGUUGAAUGUGAAGUUGCAGACAAUGGAUCAACUUCUGAGCAAGUGAUUGAUGUAACUUUUAGUCCAAAUAAGCAGACAUUGUAUUUACAUUUGAAGAAAUUUUUCCGUGGCACUCGUUUCACAUAUCAACCUUUUCUCAGAAGUCUACGGGAAAAGCAUAAAGAAGGGGAUAUUGUAUGUGUUAGUGGUAAGAUGGUAGUAAUGUAUACGACUCAAUUUAGCCCCAUUAAGCUGUUAUAA
Thlaspi arvense is the source of this 291-nucleotide messenger RNA. The record is from the annotation of a GenBank genome assembly. NCBI's taxonomy places the organism in Eukaryota, Viridiplantae, Streptophyta, Magnoliopsida, Brassicales, Brassicaceae.